AUGGCGACACCCGCUGAGCAAACGCCGAAUGCUCCAGCGCCCAUCGUUCGCAAAUUCAAGGCUUCAGAUCUUCCCUUGACCACCGCUACGCGAACCGCCAUUGAAAACCUUGCUCAUAGUUUCAAGAAGCAGGGAGGCUACGAUGCAAUUCGGAAACAGGUCUGGGAUAAGUUUGAAGCAAGUGACUACGAAAAUCAGGUCACAAAAUCGAUUCUAGAAGUGGCUGAAAAGGAGCUAGAGCGCAAUCCGUCCCAGCUCCUUACACUCGACCGGCGGAAGGCUGCUGCCCUGAUCGACGGAGCACUCGACCGUUCCGGCGUCUACCAGAAGGCGGAAGAAGUCAUUGAUCAGCUCAUUGACGUGCAAGCCAUCGAGGAUCGCAUCCGGGAGCUGCGAAAAGCUGACAUUGGCCAUGACUCUGCUCUCGCCGAACAGGAGAAGGGCGCCAAGACAGAUGUUGAAUAUGCGCAGGAUACCGCGGCUCGCUUGCAAGAGCGGGAACACAUCCGACGUAUUCUCAAGGAAAAGGAGGAGCAGAUUCAGGAAGAGAAGCGAAAGAUCGAACGCGAAGAGCAGAGACAACGUGAGCGUGAGGCCGAGAAGGCUGAAGCAAAACGACAGGAGGAGCGGGAUGCCAGAAGACGUGAACGUGAAGCAAAGGAGGCUGAGCGCGAGGUUCUGCGCCAGAAAGAGCGGGACGAACGCCGAGCUGCCCGGGAGAAGGAACGCGACGAACGUGAGAAAGAUAGAGAGGCUAGAAGAAUCUCUCGCGAUCGACGUCGAGAACGCCGCUCCAAAUCCAGGUCAAGGGACAGAUCACGACGCCGUGACAGGGAACGUGAUCGCGAUCGAAGCCGUAGCCGCAGGCGGGAUAGCCGUGAGAGAAGACGACGAGGCCGCUCAAGGGAGGAUCGGGAGAGACACAGGCCGGAAGAAGUCAAGAAGAAUCUUUCCAAGGAGGAACUCGAGAGGCUCGAACGCGCGGCUUUGGCGGAUCUGUUACGUGAGAGCAAACGGACUACAGAACCGCAACCUGAAAUGGAAAUCGACGAGGCUCUCGCACCGCCUCCUAAGAAGACGAAGCCAGCAUCCGCCAUUCAGCCUAUUCGCCGCGACUCACCAAAAACGGUGCCAGAUGGGAAGAAAAUGCCACAGCUUACCAAGGCAAAUUCCAAAGAUACGGCCAAGGAGACCAAAGAGCCCAAGGAAUCUAAGGAUAACAAAGAUUCCAAAGCACCAGCGAAAGAGAAUAAGGAUUCCAAGGACACGAAGGCAUCGAAAGAGAGCAGUACAUCCAAGGACGCCCAAAAAGCUCCUAAGACAGUCGGCUCAGGAGAAGAGCGGCGUGGUAGUGUGGCGAUAUCCAGUCGAGAUACUCGAGAGCCUCGCGACACUAGGGAGCGAUCUCGUGGAGUAGAUGAUGAUCGUCGAGAUCGUGAUCGGGAUCGGGAUCGCCGCAAGGAGCCAAGUCCUUCCCGAGCCGGAGACCGAAGAGAUAGGAGUAGAUCUAGACGCAGAGAACGCACUCGCUCUCCUCCGCGCCGCUUCGCCUACGAGAACAACUAUCGGCCUGGGGAAGAGCGCAACAGGGAUCGAAGCCGUUCUCGUCGCCGUGAUGAUCGAGAUAAACGGGAGAAGAGUCGCUCCAGGGAUAGAAGGCAAAGAAGCCGAUCUCGUCGCAGAGAACCCAGCAAAUCACGGGCUCGUGAUGACCGGGAAAGGCGUGAUCGACCGGAGCGUCCUGAAAGAUCCCGUUCUCCACGCGAUCGUACUGAAAGAAAGGACAGAAGUCGGUCUCGUCUACGUACUGAGCGCCGGGAGCGCAGCCGCUCUCCUAAGCGGGUACGUAGCAAGGAACGGGAGAAAUCUCGCGACCGUACUCGCGACCGCCGCAGCAAAUCACGUUCUCGUCCUCCGACCGCCACCAAACAGCCAGAUGUCGAGGUGUGGAAGGUCGGCGAGAUCAAGAAGCGUGAGCAAGAAGCCAAAGCCUAUUUAGCCGCACAACGCGAAGCCCGUCAAAAAGGCUUGCCAGUUCCCGGUCUUGACGAUAGGCGUGACGAAAGGCGUGACGAACGACGUGACGAACGACGUGACGAACGGCGCGACGAACGACGUGACGACAGGCGGGACGACAGACGGGACGACAGACGCAGUGAGAAGCGUAGUGAGAGUGUACGAUCUCCCGAGGCCAAACGCUCCGGUCCUCAAGUGGGAGAUGAUAUCGACCGGUACCGACCGGGAGAUGACCGGCGCAAAAAUCGUGAUACAGAGCGCGCAGACACUGACCGAGACCGAGACAAGGAUCGAGAACGUGAACGUCGUACGAGUAUUCGCGAUGCAAGUGUUCGCGGGGCGACUGUUCGCGAUGCGAGUGUUCGUGAUGUGAGGGACGACCGCCGCGACAGAGAUCAGGACCGUGUCAGAGAUGAUCAUCGGGAUCGUGACAAGGAUCGGGACAGAGACGACAGACGUGAGAGACGACGUAGCAGAAGCAGAAGCCGCAGUCGCCGCCGUGAGCGCGAAAGAAGCCGAGACCGUGAUCGAGAUAGAAGGACCAGACGGGAGCGCAGUGUCGACAUGAGGCGGGACAGAAGAGACCGCAGUCGUAGUCGAAGACGAAGUAGAAGUCCGCGCUAG
Messenger RNA from Truncatella angustata, 2640 nucleotides. Its product is annotated as complex proteins associated with Set1p component shg1-domain-containing protein. The record is from RefSeq and is a predicted model, not a curated record. The coding region runs from base 1 to 2640 and encodes 879 amino acids. Lineage: Eukaryota; Fungi; Ascomycota; Sordariomycetes; Amphisphaeriales; Sporocadaceae. The transcript is spliced from 2 exons.